Molecule: messenger RNA, 399 nt
Organism: Yamadazyma tenuis ATCC 10573
Lineage: Eukaryota; Fungi; Ascomycota; Pichiomycetes; Serinales; Debaryomycetaceae
Product: sulfiredoxin
Biological process (GO): cellular response to oxidative stress
Cellular component (GO): cytoplasm
Molecular function (GO): sulfiredoxin activity
Source: RefSeq, a predicted model, not a curated record
AUGUCUAUCCAAACAGCCAAUAUCAAAGUCAGCGAGGUGCCCUUGAGCCAGAUCAGGCGGCCCAUUCCUCCUGUGUUGGAUUAUCAGAAGAUCGAUGCGAUGGUAUCGACCUUGAACGGAGUGCCCAUGGCUUCUGCCACUUGCCCCAUCGAGGAGAUUCUGUCAGGUGAACUACCUCCAAUAGAUGUAUUUCGAGUGAGAGAGGAAGGAAAAGACUACUACUUUGCAUUUGGUGGGUGCCAUCGGUUCCAGGCAUACGACCGAAUCAACACCGAUGGAACUAAGGAAGUAAUGGUAAAGUGUAAGUUAUUACCUGCCACCAGGAAGACAUUGAAGUUGUACUUGGGAGGGUCAGUGGACGAGAUGUUUGCUGAUUUGGACAAGGAAAGGGAGACCUGA